Messenger RNA from Bipolaris sorokiniana ND90Pr, 1180 nucleotides. RefSeq lists its product as uncharacterized. The record is from RefSeq and is a predicted model, not a curated record. Gene Ontology annotation, cellular component: cytosol. NCBI's taxonomy places the organism in Eukaryota, Fungi, Ascomycota, Dothideomycetes, Pleosporales, Pleosporaceae. Gene Ontology annotation, molecular function: aldose reductase (NADPH) activity. The coding region runs from base 191 to 1087 and encodes 298 amino acids. The transcript has 4 exons.
GCCUAUUUGUGCUCAGGACAUGCCCCCACAAGGUGGAUGAAUGUUGAGACUGACGUAGGAGGGGUGUUGCACGACGCGUUGCCCCUCCACUUGCGCCGCCAUUCAAAAGAUUUCACUUUCUUUCAAUUCCCAUUCCUCCUACACUACAAACUUUACAUUUCCCAAUCUUAUGCUCCGCACUCUAGCAAGAAUGGCACCCAAGAACUGGACAAAGGAGAACUUUACGCUCAACACUGGCGCAAAGAUUCCUGCUAUUGGCCUCGGAACCUGGCAAUCAAAGCCUGGUGAGGUCCGCGAAGCUGUCAAGGCUGCUCUCCAGGGCGGCUACCGUCACAUCGACACUGCGCUUGCAUAUGGCAACGAGAAGGAAGUCGGCCAGGGUAUCAAGGACUCUGGUGUCCCCCGUGAGGAGAUCUGGGUCACCACCAAGCUCGACAACCCAUGGCACAAGCGCGUCGAAGAAGGCAUCAACAGCUCGCUAAGUAGCCUUGGCCUCGAUUACGUCGAUCUCUACCUUAUGCACUGGCCCUCUUCAACCGACCCUGAUGACCUGAAGAAGCACUACCCCGACUGGGACUUCAAGGACACCUGGGUUGAGAUGCAGAAGCUGCCCGAAUCUGGCCGUGUGAAGAACAUUGGUGUCUCCAACUUCGCUAUCAAGAAUCUUGAGAAGCUCUUCGCCGAUUCUCGGUUCAAGAUCACGCCUGCUGUUAACCAGAUCGAGCUCCACCCCAACAACCCCUCACCCAAGCUCCUCGACUACUGCAAGGAGAAGGGCAUCCACUGCACCGCCUACUCAUGCCUUGGCUCCACCGAUUCUCCUCUGUACAGGAACGAGAAGCUCAAGAAGCUUGCCGAGAACAAGGGAAAGUCUGUCCAGCAGGUCCUGCUGAUGUGGGGUCUCCAGCGCGGCACUAGCGUCAUCCCCAAGUCUGUCACAGCAUCUCGCAUCAUGGGCAACUUUGAGCUUGACGGCUGGGAAUUGACUGAUGAGGAGAUGAAGGAAAUCAGCUCGCUGCCUGAGCGCUUCAAGGUUUGCGGAGACGCCUGGCUGCCUGUCAAAGUGUUCUUUGGUGAUGACGAGUAGGUCUGUUGAAUUUUGCCAAAGAGUUUAAAGUGCAAUGAUACCACGAAUACAUAGAGAAUUAAAAAUAAGAACAAGACGUACAAACACAUGAUU